Messenger RNA from Closterium sp. NIES-65, 2418 nucleotides. Lineage: Eukaryota; Viridiplantae; Streptophyta; Zygnematophyceae; Desmidiales; Closteriaceae. The record is from the annotation of a GenBank genome assembly.
AUGCGCCGUGACAUACGGAGGAGUGACGGAGAGGAGAGCGGCGACGACGGGGACGGCGGAGGGGGCGGCAAUAGGAGCGGUCGAAGCAGCGCGGCGGUUACGAUCUUGAAGGAUGCCGCGCAGACCGUUGCGCGGAAGGUGCGCGGCGCCGAUGCCGCCGCGUGGGGGCAACUCGGAGCGCUGCAAGGGGGCGCCGUCCCCCGACCCAUCGCCGGGGCCGCGCGUCGCCAGAAGCCGCCCCUCGCGCUGAAGCCGCGGCCAUUUAACGAGCGCGACGGCUGCCCCUCGCCCGCGAGCAGCGGAGAGGUGGCGCUGAUGCGGCCUCCGAAGUCCCCCGCGAGCAGCGGGGAGAUUGCGCUCCUCGAGGCGGAGGAGAUGUUGUUCGGCGCGAACCAAUGGUCCCCCGCGAACAGCGGAGAGAUGCCGCUCGUGGGAUCAAGGGAGUUUGCGCCGCUUCCGGCGACCCCGGAACGGCGCAGGGGCGACUACGAGGAAGUGAGCGAGGGGUUGGUGGUGGAGGUCGCACCUGGGGGAGGCAGCAUGCACCGCUCCACGUCGCCGUCGCUGUGGAACCAGCUGGGGUCGGUUUCGGAGAAUCUGCUGCUCGCCGCGCGACAGAAGAAAGGCGCUGCCUCUCUCCCCGCAGUGGACGCGCCUUCCGCGCCGCUGCAUCCCAGUAGCGCCCCCAAGGCCUCGCAUACGCGCUAUGCGCGCAAGGCGCAGCACCGCCACGGGCUGUCUCUCGGCGACGCGCCCUUCGCUGAUGCGCCCGUCGGCAUGGAUGCGCCGCUGCCGCUGUCUGCUCUUCCGCCAGUUGUCGUUAGCGGGGCCAGCGCGCCCGCAUCGAGCGUCAGCGCGGACAGCAUCGCCGUUGGUAGCUUCGGCGCGAGUGGGAGCAACCGGAGCGGCCGUAGCGGCGGGAAGAAGAGCAGCAAGGGCCGGGUUGCGGUGCGGGCGAGCGCGUCGGCCGUGGAACUGGACCGUUGGAGCGUGCUGCCGUACGAAGGCGGGCGGGAAAAGCCGCGCGAGUCGCGAGAGUCGAUGCGAGUCAAGCAGGCGCCGAGCAGCAAGGAGCACGGCGGAGUGACGGGCGGAGCGGCGGCAGUGCCGGGCGACUUCCUCUCGUCGUACUUCGGCGAUGCGCCCGACGCGUACGUUGGCGAGUUCGCGCUGCAGGAGGCGCGCAACGCGGCGCGUAACGCGCACAAGAAGACAACGGCGCAAACCGAAAGCGUUGUCAGUGCGACCCCGCGCAAGCAGCUAACGGCGGACGCGGAGGUGCGUCAGAUGCUGGCGGAGAGGCAAGCGGAAAGCGAGCGCGCGGAGGAGAGGAGGAGAGAGGAGCGGCAGCAAUGGGCGGACGAGCAGCAGCGGCUGCAGCAGCAGCUGCAACUACUCCGGCAGCAGCAAAAGCUGCAGCUCCUACAAGCCUUCCACGAGACGAACCAGCAGCACCUGCGCCCGUGCGACUUCGUGCUCGGUCGCCCGUACUCGUCACUGCUGCGGCGCUUUGUGCUCGCGCCGCAGGAGCUGGGCAGCGGGCAGUUCGGCGUGAUCCGCAAGUGCGUGGAGCGCGGAACCAACCGCGUGCUGGCGUGCAAGACGAUCCUCAAGAGCAACAUCGUGGCCAUGCAAGACGCCGCGGACAUUCGCCAUGAGGUGGCCGUGAUGGAGGCGCUCAAGGGCCAUCCGCAUGUGGUGAAGAUUGAGGAUACGUGCGAGGACGAGGAGGCGGUGCAUAUCGUGAUGGAGCUUUGCUCCGGAGGUGAUUUGUUCGAUCGUGUGAAGGAUGAGGGCCGGCUGAAGGAGCGGACGGCUGCGAUCGCGUGCCAGCAGGUGGUGCAGGCGCUGAUGUGGUGCCACGUGUCAGGCGUGGUGCACCGGGAUGUGAAGCCGGAAAACAUUCUGCUCAAGGGGCGGAGAGAGGGCGGCAGUGAUGGGGAUGCGCAGAACAAGGGGAAUCUGGGCGCGGCUGCAGCGGUGCUGGGAGGCAUUAUGGCUGCUCCUGCGAAGGUCGCGGGUGGUGCUGUUGACGAGGACGAGAUUCACGUCAAGCUCGCCGACUUCGGCGUUGCCACGUUCACUCGGGGCGAGCCAUGCACGGAGGAGCUGGGCACGCUACAGUACAUGGCGCCUGAGGUGCUCUCGGGAACAUACGGCCCAGCGGCUGACAUCUGGAGCGCGGGCGUGGUGCUGCACAUCAUGCUCUCGGGUCGCACGCCCUUCUUUGCGUCGCUCGGACGCACCGUGCAGGAGGCGAUUCUGCACGGCCCUGUGCGCAUGCGCGGGCCCCACUGGGAGGGUGUGAGCGAAGACGCCAAGAGCCUCGUGCGCGCCAUGCUGGAUAAGGAUGCCUCCACACGAAUUACUGCCAAGGAGAUUCUUGGUCAUCCUUGGAUUGCCAAAUACACGCAAUGA